AAUGUUAACUUAUACAAAUUGAGAUUUCCCACUCUAUCUCUUCACAAUUCUAUUAUAAAUUAUAUGAAUACUAUGAUUUUCAAAUAUGUCCGAGGUAUUAGGACGAAAAGGAAGGAUCAUAACAUUUAGUAUUCCAUUGAAAGAUUUAUAUACAUUAAUUGUUAAAUUGAAACAAUAAAUUUUUAUUCAUACAUGAAUAAAUCAGUCGAAAUCAGCUAAUGGAAACAUAAUAAUAAACACAAGUGCCUCAAAUCUAAAUCUUCUAAAUACGAAAUUUGACAAAAGUUGAUCUAUACAAAAUUAAAAUAAUAAAUAUUGUGUAUAGAUACUUACCUUUUUCAUAAGAUCUUAUUCUGCAAUGAAAAUAGACUGAUAUUAUACAAGAUAUAUUACUCUUUUAAUAAUAAUCGUCGAAACGUUAUAUCUUAAUAAUGAUAAUUAAUUUUUGGUAAUUUCAUAAAGUACAUGUUCUUUAUGUACAAAGAAUAUUAAUGCAAAUGAUUAAAUUUAUUUGCCCGCAAUAGUAUUAUCACAAUUAAAGUGAUUAUUGAUAUUAUUUAAAAAUUCAUUGAUACAAGAUUGUCAUAAUGAAUCCCUUAUUUAAAAUCCUUUUCUUAAAUUGUUGGAGCAAUAUUUAUUUGAUAAUUGGAAUAUGUAUGGGUUUAAGUCUCAGUUUGUUUCUGAUACCAGUUAAUGAUUUUGAAAAUGAAGGAAAAAUGGAAUAUUCAUUUCAAUUAUCAAAUGCGCAUGAGGCUAAUGACGAAUAUGAACCUAAAGUAAAUAUAGCUAAUAAACCAUUGCAAGCACGAAAGAUACCAAAAAUGUUUGUACGUCCAAGAUAUUAUUCUACAGAACUUGGAAUUAGAGAAAAGCUUUUUGUGGGAAUAAUAACUAGUCGAAUGUAUUUGCAUAGUAGAGAUAUUGCAAUCAAUAAGACAAUUGCACAUUUAGUGGACAAAGUACGUUAUUUUAUCUCAAUACCAGAGGGUGUAAAACCUAACGUAUCUCUUCCUGGUAUAGUAGGUUUUACAGAUACCAGAAGUAUUUUAAAGCCAUUUCAUGUCAUGAAAUAUAUUACUGAUAAUUAUUUAGAAGAUUAUGACUAUUAUUUUCUUAUUAAAGAUAUUAGCUACAUUAAUGCAAGAAAGUUGAUUAACUUUGUAUCUAAAAUUAGUGUGAGUCAAGAUGUUCAUGUGGGUAUACCAACUGAUAUACAAACCUACUGUUCUCUAGAUUCUGGUAUCCUUCUAAGUAAUUCAAUAAUUCAAGAAAUUAAAACAAAUUUAGAUUGGUGCGUACAAAAUACAUACUCAGAUAUAGAUGAUAUUAAUUUUGGACGUUGUAUUGUGCAUUCUUCAUCACUUCCUUGUACAAACCAAAUGCAAGGGCAGACAUUCUUAUCAAUAAAGUUAAACUCUGCAUUUAACUUUAAACAAGAUUUAUCAAAAUUACUUCUGCAAGAAAAUUUUUUAAAUUCACUCACUAUUCAUCCUAUUUAUGACCAUCUCAAUUUCUACCGUUUUCAUAUGUACAUAACAGUGAUGAAAUCCAUUGAUGGCCAACAAAAGAUUUUUGAUUUGCGUAAUGCUAUUUUACAAACUAAGCAUUUAGCACCAGUACAUGAACAUAAUAUAUCAUGGCCUAUUGGCAAUCGACCAGGAAACAAGCCUUUAACACGUUUUGAUGUUUUACAUUGGACAUAUUUUAAUGAAACACAUACUUUUUUUGAGACUGACUUUUUAAACAUACGAAAGUUAAAAGCAGAUGCAAAAUUUGAUAUAGAUCAUAUAAUAAAUACAAUUACUAAUAAAAUAAUUAUGGAAUAUGAUCAAAGGCUAGUGUUUCAAAAAUUGAUAAAUGGUUAUAAGAGAUUUGAUGCAUCUAGAGGAAUGGAUUAUAUUUUUGAUCUUUCUUUUAUUGAAGUAACUACUGGAAAAGAAUUAUAUAAGAGAGUGGAAGUAUGCAAGCCAUUAGGAAAAGUUGAAGUUUUAUCAGUCCCAUAUGUAACAGAAAAUACAAGAAUUAAUAUGAUAUUAAUUGUAAAUACAAACAAUAAAGAAGAUGUGUUAACUUUUAUGGAAUAUUACGAAGAGAAUUGUAUGCAAAAGAAAUAUAAAACUUUCCUUUUAUUGGUCCUCUUAUACAAUGUCGAAUCACCAUCAAAAGGGCAAGCCGAUAUAUAUUAUGGUAUUAAAAAAUAUGCUUUAAUGCUCUCAGAGAAAUAUAAAAAGGAACAGUCAAAGGUUACAUGGCAUUCAAUUCGUUUACCAAUCAUUAUAGAUGCUAUUGAAAUAGAUCCUAUGCUUAAAAUUGCUAUUACAGAUUUAUGUAUUAAAAAAUUCUCUCCUGAGAGUUUAAUUCUCUUUGUUGAAACUGGUAUGGAUUUGAAAUUAGAUUAUUUAAAUAGGGUUCGUAUGAAUACUAUAAAUCAAUAUCAAAUAUUUAGUCCAAUUCCAUUUGUUGCAUAUCAUCCUGACAUAACAUAUACCGAUGAUAAUAAACAUAUUGAAGUGGACGUUAAUCAUAAUUAUGGAAGAUACGAUGAAUAUAAUUACAAUAACAUUGCGUUUUAUGUUAAAGAUUACAUUGCAAUGAGAAAGGCUGUUGAAACGAGUAUUUCGUUAGCUCGUUCUGAUAAAGACAUCGCUGCUCUUUUGGAGCUUUCAAAAAAUAAUCCAAUUACUUCUAUAUUUGACAUGUUUGUAUCUUUUAGUGACAUACAUACACUUCGUGCGGUAGAACCGGCAUUGAAGAUAAAAUAUAAAGAUAUACGGUGUAUUAGUACUCUUAACAAUGAUACUUACACAAUGUGUGUUAAACAAAAAAAUAUUCAUUUGGGUCAGCGUAGUCAGCUUGCUAAGCUUAUAUUGGAUUACAAAAAUUAUCAAAAUUAAUUUUAUUAUAUUUAGUUGUUAUCACAACUACAUUUUGUGAAUUAGUAUAUUACUUAUACACUAGAAGUAUAUAAUAAUAAGAUUAAAGAAUGUUAGUUAUUUUUAGUUGAUUUUCAUGGUUCUUGCUUUUUUUCUUUAUAUUACUCAAUGUUAUUUUUUCUAUAAGUAAAAAGAUUUAGUCAAUAUAUGAAGUACUUUUCCGAAAUAGUUACAGCAUUGUAAAGGGCAUUAAAUUUAAAACAUGAAAUUUUUACAAUUAUUUAAAAUGAUUUAAACAAUUAUGUUUACAUCUCAAAUGUAUUACAUUUGAAAUAAGAUAAAGUAUUAAUCUGAUAUAUGACACAUUGAUAUUACCAAAGUUAUAACUAUAUAAUAUUAAUAAUUUUUUUAUUCAAAAAAAUGUAUUUUUUAUAUAAAGUUUUAUUCAGAAUAAAUGAAAUUACAUAAUAAUAGUUAUGUUGUGUGUGGUAAUUGUACACUCUCUUAGAUAUUUUUAAUAUUUGAAGAGAUUAAGAUUAAUAUUACGAAUUGCAUAUUCUGAGCGUAUAUGCAAUCAACCCAAUCACUCGUACAUGCGUACAUGUAAACACACACGCAAACAUUUACUCAAAUUGUACGUAUAAAUUGUAUAAGCCGGCUUUACCCUUGAUUGUUAAAUGUGCCCUUCAUCACAGUCGCUGAUAUAACUCAACAUAAUACGAUCUUAUAUCAUUUUUUUAUUUAUUUAUAACAUCGUAUUAAUUUGUAAUGUCUUAAUACUUAUCGCGUUCUUUAAAGAAACAUAUCCGUGCAUCAUAGUUCAAUUUAUUUCAAUAAAUUUAAAUUGAAAGUUUAUUGGAACUAAAUUAUACCCGGAACACGAUAAUGUUUGUCUUUCCUUAAACGUUUUAGACAACAUAAGAGUAUAUACAUAAAAUUAAAAAAAAAUAUAUAUAUAAUAAUAAUAAUAAUAAUAAUAAUAAUAAUAAUAAUAAUAAUAAUAAUAAUAAUAAUCUGAUAAACAAUCGCUUAUUAGUUAUUUAUCGAGUAUUUCUAAAAAGAUUACUGAUUUUAUUAACUAAAUUACAAUUGUAUCAUAAUAACCAUCCAUAUUGCGCCGCAGAUUUGCCUAGAAAUCAUAUACCUUAAUUAAUAUAGGAUUCCCUUACAUACAAUAUAUUGAUAUAAUAUAAAGAAUAAUACAAAGAUAUUAAAAUAAUAUAUACUAAUGCUGAAUAAUUGCGCUUCAUUUUUUUUAACUGUAAAGUCAAACUUACUAGUUCUAUAUUAAGGCAGUAAUUAUUUUUGGAACUGAAUUUGUGCAUGCGCUUGUACGAGAUCAGGUGUACCUAACGAUGAUUAAUUAUAAAUGAUUUAUCGGUAUAUGAUAAUGGCCAUAACAUUAUUAUUAAUUUAUUUGUGUCAAUAUAAAAAAAGAAACAAAAUAUUUCAAAAUUUUAAAUUUAAUUUUAAGGAGAUUAUUUACAAAUUAUUUGAAUUUACUAAUACCUGCAACAAGCAUAUUUGUAUCUAGAUUCUUUAAUGUUUUAUAUUACAAAUUUUUAAGAGGAUUAAUUAUGAUUUUUUAAAAUAUUUUUAUGUUAUUAUUAGGUACACCUCCUUAGUACAAGAUAUGUUAGAAAUGUUUGUACCGUUUAUUUAUACAAAGGUGGUUCAAGCAAUUAAAAUGGAAUUAAAUAUUCAAUUAAAAUAAAAUAGCAUAAAGUGAUUCUUGUUUAACUAAGGUCUGUUAUAAGAUCUUACUCUACAACAUUUUUUAUAUAUUUUUUUGAUA
Vespa velutina is the source of this 4668-nucleotide messenger RNA. It is a transcript of the gene Chpf, whose product is annotated as chondroitin sulfate synthase 2. The record is from RefSeq and is a predicted model, not a curated record. The coding region runs from base 588 to 2894 and encodes 768 amino acids. The transcript is spliced from 6 exons. NCBI's taxonomy places the organism in Eukaryota, Metazoa, Arthropoda, Insecta, Hymenoptera, Vespidae. Gene Ontology annotation, molecular function: glucuronosyl-N-acetylgalactosaminyl-proteoglycan 4-beta-N-acetylgalactosaminyltransferase activity. Gene Ontology annotation, cellular component: Golgi cisterna membrane.